Messenger RNA from Owenia fusiformis, 4110 nucleotides. The record is from the annotation of a GenBank genome assembly. Lineage: Eukaryota; Metazoa; Annelida; Polychaeta; Sabellida; Oweniidae.
CCUCUGGCAAGCAUUACUCUGGUCUUCAUAAGCAAAUUAUGAUGGAAUUAGUGCUAGAGAAUUGCUGGCACUUCAUCUAAGGAAGGAUCUAAGUGCAGGAUGAAGUUUUAUUGCUCUAACACAAUGAUUUCCUUCUUGAUUUACCUCUUCGCUGGUACUGUAUUCACGGUUGAAGGGAUCAAGUAUGAUCUAAAAAACUGUGAUCCUAAGUAUGCAAGCUGGAGCCCUGAACAUUCUGCCUGUAUCAGUGAUAGGCAGGACACUUAUGGAAUUACCUUUGAGGAAGCUGAAUAUAUCUUAUCAAGGCAUAACUAUUAUCGUAGCAAUGUACAUCGCUUUAACAAUCAGCCACCAGCAGGCAAAAUGAUGAAAAUGGUUUGGGAUGAUGAAAUCGCUUUUUUAGCUCAGCAAUGGGCACAUGGAUGUAUCUACCAACAUGACACAAAUGAAAAUAGGAACAUUCCGGGUUUAUACCAAGUGGGACAAAACCUUGCAUGGAGCUCUAUCCAUUCAUGGAGCAGUAUUGUGGACGCUUGGCAAAAUGAAGUGGAACUCUUCAAAUUUGGACAGAGGACUGGUAAUAAUGUUGGGCACUACACACAGAUGGUUUGGGAUACAAGCUCAAGAUUAGGCUGUGGAUAUGCCUUGUGUAAUGAAACAAAACACUUCUUUGUUUGUAAUUAUGGACCUGCUGGAAAUUACGUUGGUAAAUUAUAUAAGCCAUAUGAGGUAUCUGCCAAACCAGGCUCAUUAUGUGGAGGAAGCUUGGAACCAUCUUCAAGAUUAUGUGAUUGUGAUGGCAAAGUGUGCCACAAUGGAGGAAAGCUUAAUGUUGAUACAUGCGAAUGUCAGUGCCCCCCUGGUGUGACCUGGAUGGAUGAUGUUUGUGACAUACAAUGCGACUUAGUUAUUGAUAAUUUCAUAUGUGCAAGCAGAGGUGGGAAUUGGCCAAUUGAAUACUGUAAGUUAUACGACAAUGUUGGGUUUCAGUAUUGCCCAAUAACUUGUGGAUUAUGUCCAUAUAAUGAGACACACUAUUGGGGAUCACCAAUAUCAUUUGAUUUUGGAACUGAAAGGGACACAACUACAGUUACAUCUGCUAGGCCUUUCACUGUAAAGGCUACUGCAGCUACGACAAAGAGCAUCACUACGACACAGACCUCUACCACAAGAAAGCUGACCCCUUCUACUCCAAAGCUGACCCCUUCUACUACAAUGCAAACCCCUUCUACUGUAAAGCUGACCCCUUCUACUACAAUGCAGGCCCCCUCUACUGUAAAGCUGACCCCUUCUACUAUAAGAGAGACCCCAUCUACUACAAAGCUGACCCCUUCUACUACAAUGCAGGCCCCCUAUACUGUAAAGCUGACCCCUUCUACUAUAAGAGAGACCCCAUCUACUACAAAGCUGACCCCAUCUACUACAGUGCAGACCCCUUCUAGUACAAUGCAGACCACUUCUACUCCACAGCAGACCCCUUCUACUAUAAGGCAAACCCCUUCUACUCUAAUGCAGACCCCUUCUACUACAAAGCAGAUUCCAGAUAUUACUAAUCAGACCCCUUCCAUCACAAAUCAGGUCUCUGUUACUUCAAAGCAGACUCCUGUUGUCACUACAAAUAAAGCUGUCACUACAAUGAUAACCCCUGUUGUUACAAAUGGUACAUUUGCUACUAUGAACGAUAAUUCAGUUACUCAAAAAGGAGAGUCAGUUACCAUGAAAAAAGAUUCCAACUCGACCACACCAAAACUUACUACCUCAGUUACCCCUACACCAAAUUCUAAAGCUGGGGAUACAAUGGUGGACUCAAGUAACGAAGUUCCUGGUAUUACUUCAAUACCAACUGACACAAAAUCAACAUUGAAUUCAAAGUCGAUUCAAGAGGAUGAAUCAUCACAGACUCUGUCCCCUCCUACUGGGAAGCCUGCUAUAGGUGUAGCAUUUACAACUAAGAUUGCAACAUUGCCAACAACCUCACCCCCAUCCCCACCUCCAUCUACAACAGAAGUACCUACAACACCUACUUGUGGCAACUGCUCAGCAUUGUUUCAUUAUGAACAAACCACACCACCACACAGCACUACAACUGUCAACACAGACAAAAAUACUCCGUUGGGUGGGCAAAGCUCAACUAUAUUGGGUGGGCAAAGCUCAACUACGUUGGGUGGGCAAAGCUCAACUACAACUCCUUUAACUACUACAGCAGGUGUAAAUGGAGACAAUACUUCUAAGGGUCAAUUUGAUAAUGGAGAUAUCGAGAAAGAGGUCAUUAAUUAUGUUCCCGAUACUGAACAAAAAGACGGAGGUCUUUUUGAUGAGGAUAAACAUACAGGUGUUGAAAUGAGUGAUAAUACUGAUAUGCAUAAUGGAGCAAGUGAUAAGGAACACAAUGACCUUGAAAGUCCAGGUGCAAAUGAUCAGAUAGCUGAUGGCAGUGUUGAAAGUGCCAAAACGACGCCAGCACUGACUACGCCAACCAGAGUCACAACAUCUAAAAUCACUACUCCACAGGCUACCAUUACCACAAAGAAGGUCAUCACCACAACAUUCGCCCCCAUACCUACCACAACAACUAGCAGACCAACUCCAGUUCGGGGUAUAAUUGAUUCAAUCCAACCGCUUUCACCAUGCGAUGCAGUGGAGCCUGCAGCUUGUGGACAACCAAGUGGGAGCUACUGGCCAAGCACAUACUGCUCAUACGCCAGUGUGAAGAUGAUCUGUCCAGCAAUGUGUGGGAUCUGCCAUGCGGAAUAUUGCGUAGACUAUGAAGGGAAUGUGUAUGAGCAGAGUGAGCAAUGGGUGACUCUAUUUGGGAGAUUUACCUGUACUGAAAAUGGUAUUCUGCAUGAAAAUGGGUGUCUCAUUGAUGAUCAGUUUAUUCCAACUGGAGGGCAGAUCUCGUACAUCGAGGGCCCGUGGAAAUGGAAAUGUGACUGUCAGUACAGAGAUGGCUUAUAUCAGACCUAUUGUGCUCCUCAGUAUAUCCAGGGUUAAUAAUUCAAAGAUUAAUGAGACAACAUAAUAAACCAUCGUGAAAAAAUUAUAGAUAAUGAACAUUUGUAUAGGAGUUUAUUAUCUGUGUAAUACCUCAGUACAAUACAUUUUUUCCAUAUAUUGAUUUACAGACGUUAGAUUCUUGAGAUAAAUGGAAGAGGUCUGUAGUCAUCCUUGGAGGGAACUAGGGCUGUGCCGGGAUCGGUUUGGAAUCAGAAUUUUUUUCUCACGGAAUCUGAACUUUCGGAACCCCUUAUGUGCCACAAAUGAAAAGAAACGAACCUGCUUGAUAAGUUGAUACUACAGCGUCUUGGCAUAAUUUGCACAUCGUUUUAUAUUUGUUUUAAUCGAUUGGAAGUAAAACUCCAAAGUUAACUUUUGAUUGAAUGGCACGGCCCUAGAGGGAACAUAACAUUUUAUUUUAUGUUCUUGGAUGCUUGUAAUAAAUUUGAAGCCUUGAUGUAUUUUUUUGUAUUAACAAACUUUAUAGAAAGGAAAGGGUCAUAUUUUGAAUACCUUUCAGUCUUCUUUAUUAUGUCACCACUUUUUGUGGAUCACAUCCAGCAGUUUAGCGUUUGGCAUUCAGCUUCUGUAACAAAUGGCAGGUGGUGACAUUUUGUAUCUUAAUGCUUUUUCUUUGUAAUGUCAUCACCAGAAGUGGUGAAAUAUUGUUAUAGUUUCCAAAUUUUUGUUUGGCAUUUGGCAUCUGUAACAAAUGGCAGGUGGUGACAUAUUGGAUGUUAAUGUCUUGUCUUUGUUUCCAAUCUUGCGUUCACUUUCAAUAGCUGAUAUUCAACUUACUCUGGGGCAUAAAUCAAAUAACGUACCAACCACUAGAAGUGAUUAUCAUGUAGUGAACAAGGAAAAUUGAAGGUCAAUAUUACCUUAUCUGGUUGAUAUAUGAUGAACUUCAUUGUGGGGUCCACAGUCUCUAUUAUCCCUUUGAAUUGAGAUAAUGUCUCUCACAAGUUUUAGAUGAAGAGACACUCUGAUAAAUCAGAAUGGAUGAAUUGCCCUUGCAACAUUUUGAAAUCUCAGUUUUGAUGUCUUGUUUUUGUGGAAUGUAAUGUUAAGAAAAUCUAAAAUAUGCAUAAAAUGAAAAAUACAGGGUCACCC